GACUACUUGUUGACAUUUAAGGGCAAAUGCACUGCAUAACCACCCAACCUGUUAAGGUUAGAGAGAAGGUUUGCUGCCAUGAAAAACAUUCUGACUCAGAUUGCUGAGAAAAAGCUUUCUCUUUAUAGAAACACUGAUAGCCACAGUAGAGGUAUUAUUUGUCUCAACAGAAGACAUUACAAUGCCUUUAAUAAUGUAUUUGUAUGUUGUUGUUUGUCUCUCUUCUGUGAAUGUUUUGGAAUGCCUUGGCUGAGUAAGGCCCCACCUCCUCCCAGUCAUAGCUCUCACCUGAGCCCUGUUGGCAGUUCCCCCUCAUCCUACUGCCCUCCUCUGCCUGGCCCUGGUGAAUGUUCCUCUAGCUCACUGGUCCUUAGGCACCGGUCCCACUCCUCAGGAACCAUGUCCUCCUAUUCACACUGCCCAGAGAACACCUCUCUCAACCCCAACACCAGGUUAACUGUACCAAGCACCAGUAGCUCCUCCCAAUCUGUCUACAGUCAACCACAGGGAUCCGGCAUGGUCUCCCCAAGACUAACCCCGUUGCAAGUUACCGAGAGCCCUCACACCCCUGGUACAUACCCCCACCAUGAGCCUGUCCUUAAAGACAAGCCACCCCUCCCCCAGAGAGAGAGACACACCUCCUCGCUGUCUAUCCGCAUCACCCCACCCACUCCACUGGUGGUCACAGUGCCCCUGCUCUGCCAGUACACCCUCCCCUCAGAGCCCCCGUGGACAGGACCCCAGGACACAGGGAUGGCUCUCCUGCUCUUUCCCCCUGCAGGCCGACAAGUGGUCUCUCCGAGACCCCCACACAGAAAGACAUCUCCUGAACCGACACUGCCAGCCUACCAGCCCCCCCUAAACAGGCCCUUUCAUAUCCGUCUCUCAUCUGACCCCUCAAAGUCCCCCAGCCACCCCCCACCAGUCCCGGUGGGUCCCCGGACCCACUCCCUGCCCCCCCAGGGCCCCUCCACCCCCGAGCCCAGCCAGAGCAGGGCCAGCUCGGUCCUCAGCUGCUCCUACAGUGAUUUGUCCACUGCCGUUCUGGAGGAAGAGCUGCAGCACUGUGCCCUGCUGUGUGCCACCGACAGGAGUUCUCAAACGCCCUCGCCCACCCUCAGCCAGAUGUCGGCCACCACCGACGACACUGCGCUCACUGCCACUACCUACACCACCGCCGUCGCUAAUAACUACAUGGCAGUGAAUGGGAAUGGCGGGAUCACGGGCAGCUACUACAGUCACCUCCAGAGGCCCUUCUCCCCCAUGUCCUACCCCCCUCCUCCCUCACUCAGCCCCAGCCUUGGCCUCUUAACACAUGCCAGGAGUACAGAGGUCCGCUCCCCAGGCAGCCCCCGUAUGAGCUGCCCUCCCCCCGCCACCCCAGCAGAGGGGUACCAGGAGGUACCAGGAGCCCCAAUGGGAGGCGAGGGGGGGAAAGCCCCUCACCACGCAGGCAUCGGCCCUGUGAAUGAGUCUGGCAUCCCCAUCGCCAUCAGAACGACCGUGGACAGGCCAAAGGACUGGUAUAAGUCCAUGUUCAAGCAGAUUCACGUGGUACACAAACCAGAAAAUGAAAAUAUGGACCCAUAUAAUACCACCCACACAGUAGUGAAUACCGAUAGACAUCAUCGCUCAGCCCCAGACUAUCGGCCAGCCAAGUCCUUGCAGACCUAUGCUCCGCCCCAGACCCACACGUACCGGCCAAUGACCAAGAGUGUGUCUGACAACAGCACGUGCAAUGUCUUCAGGAACACAAAUUCCUUAACCUCGCCCUCACCCAUGCCCCCCACACCCCCUCCCAUACUCUCAUCGGCACAUGUUCGAGAAAGGGAGCGCGAGAGGGACAGAGGCACAAUAGACAGAGGCACAAGAGACAAAAACCAAUAUGGACCCCCUGACAGAAAGGUGGACACCAGGAAAUAUCGUGCAGAACCUCGGAGCAUCUUCGACUAUGAACCUGGGAAAUCCUCAAUUUUGGAGCAGGAGAGACAGAGUUCCCAACAAGCCUCUACAGACAGGAACACAGACAGGCCAUCAAGUGUCCACAGCUCAACCAGUGACUACAGGAAGAGGAGGAAGUCCGAGGUAGCAGCCCAGCAGCCCAGACCAGCCAGCACCCUGACCACAAGCCAGAGUACAUCCAGCAGCCUGUCAGGGCACAAUAGCACCACCAGCCACCACCCAGUCUCCUGGCCUGUAGAAUCUCCCCGUAGCAGCAGUUACAGCAGCGGCCUCAACUCCUCAGGACGGCCCUCUGAACCCCCACGUAGCAGUAGUUACAGCAGCGGCCUACGCAAGCCUGUGGCAAGCUCCUCCCCUGCCUCCCCCUCCAAAGCCAAAGGUGGGGAUAUUAGCAACACCUACUCAGCCCAUUUCAGUUGUCCAGGUCCCUCUCCAGGUCCCAACCACAAUACCUCACAUAACUCAGUGUUUCCUUGUCUUAAUGAUGAGGCUUUUGACUGUGUUGUGCCCCCUGAGGGCUCUGAUGAGAGCCCUGAUGUGUGCCUGAAGAACGGCUGGCAGGCUCAUGUCCAGAGCCAGAAUGCCGAGGCUUGGAGCUCUGCUGAGGAAAAGCCAACCUCUCCCAAAGUCAAGUCUUGGAGCUGUGACGACCUCCUGGCAGAAGAUAGAGGAUGUCCGGGAGGUUCUGUAGGUUCACAGGUUCGCUCCGAGAGUGUAGACUUCCUGUCACGUGAGCAGCAGGGCAAAGAUCUCAGCGUCUGUGACAGCCCCCUGAGAGAGCGAACCCAGCACCACUCGGCCCACGAUGCACCAGGCUUCCUCAAGCUGUACAAGAAGAUGCACCACAUCAACAGGCAGGAUCUGAUAGGCUCCCAAAGCUCCCAGGUCAUCUGCUCUGUGAAAGCCCGGAUCCUGGAGUACGAGAGCGAGCUGCACAAGGAUCGGCUGGCCGGCUGGAGGGGCUACAGCGAAGAGGUGCCCCAGGACAUGGUGCACAACAGGAUCUCUGAGUUCGAGAGCCUCAUCCAGAAGUCUAAGUCCAUGCCCAACCUAGGGGGUGGGGGUGAGGGUGAGGCUACCCUGGGGGGCCCGUCCGGGAGGGGCAGCAGCCCCCAGCGAUGCUUCUCCAUCGAGUCCCUGCUAGACGAGGACCCCCCUGCCAGGAACCGCCCUGAGGGCCAGCCACACUACCCCAGGAUCAACGCCCCCACUACCAACAACUGUGUGCCCAUCCACAUCCAGAUCACUGGAGACCACCACCACGUCUACCCCCAGAGACCAGCUUCCCAGCAGGAAGUCUACUCAGACAGUGAUCACGACGCCAUCAGGUCCAAUCUCAGUGACUUCAUCCAGAUAGAGGGAUCUUCCUUCUGUAGUGAGAGUGACUACGACCGCUGCUCUCGGACGUCGUCUGAGAGCCCCUACGGCUCAGGCCACUAUCACCACCAACACCGUCAUCAUAACCUUAACCAUAACCAGCAGAAGCACCUGGUCAGCAACUGUAAGGGCCGAUGCCCUGCCUCCUACACACGCUUCAGCACCAUGCUCAAACACGAGAGGGCCAAGCAGCUGACAGCCGAGGACCCAGAGUCAGCCCAGUCCAAGCUGGCCUUCCUUGUGAGUCCGGUACCGUUCAGGAGGAAGAGGGGCUCCCCUCCCCACAGCCACAGGCAGACCGUCUCCACCCACAGCAGGCCCCCUCCCUGCUAUAAGAGCUCCAUGUACGAGGCUCUGGACGAAGCCCUGAGGGACAUCUAUGAACACAUCCGGGCCGAGAGGCGGAGGGGCAGCCUGCCCGACAACAGAAUCCUCCACAAGCUCCUGGACAAGCUGCUGCCAGACAUCCCAGAGAGGAGCUCCUCCCUCAGGGCACUGUGCAGACACAGCCCCAGCCCGGGACUUAGCCCCGUCCCUGGGCCCCAGAGCCUGGAGCAGGAGCAGCCAUACCCCUCUCAGCCUGACGGCAUGCCCAGCCCAACCUGCUACCAGCCUGAGUACAGCCGCCUCUCACACAGUGCCUCCUAUCACCUCACAGACCCCAACAACAACAGCCAUGUCUGUGAAGACGACGACUACCAAGACCAGGACCCCACCAGGGGCCACUCUUACGCUGAUGGGGGCCGCCACACCCCGCAGAUCAGGAUACCAACCCCUGAAGUCAGAGAGCCAGCCAGAGCUGUAUAUGACUUCAAGGCACAGACAGUGAAGGAGCUGACAUUCAGGAAGGGGGAGACGGUGUACAUCAUCAGGCAGAUUGACAACAACUGGUAUGAAGGAGAGCACCGUGGACUGCUGGGGAUCUUCCCCAUCUCCUAUGUGGAGAAAAUCCCUGUCUCUAAGAAGCAGCAGCCAGCCAGACCUCCCCCGCCAGCCCAGGUCAGAGAGAUUGGUGAAGCAGUGGCUCGCUACAACUUUAAUGCUGACACCAACGUGGAGCUCUCACUGAGAAAGGGUGAGAGGGUGAUUCUGCUGAGCCAGGUGGACCAGAACUGGUAUGAAGGGAAGAUCCCAGGGAGCAACAAGCAGGGCAUCUUCCCCGUGACCUACGUAGAUGUAGUGGUCAAGAAGUCCCCCACUGCCAAGAACCCCGCCGACCACUACCUAGAACCCUCUUCUUUACCCGAGAGCCUAUCCGCUGACAGGAUUCACCCUGUGGGUUCGGCCAAGCGGCCAUUGUUUACCCAAGAUGCCCUGAAUUGUGGUGGAGAGGCGUUCCAGGUCCUGUAUAACUAUGCUCCACGUAAUGAGGAUGAGUUGGAGCUCAAGGAAGGGGACAUUGUUGAUGUGAUGGAGAGGUGUGACGACGGCUGGUUUGUAGGCACUUCCAGAAGAAGCACGUUUUUUGGAACCUUUCCUGGAAACUACGUGAAGCGACUAUAACCUUGUUCUCAUGAUGCCCAGCAAAACUGCAGUGGUUGUAUAACUCAGUGGGUGAAUAACCAAUAUAUUCAGAUUGCACAAAAACGUUACAUUCAUCUAUGACUAGUUAUUUUCAUUAAAAAAAAACUUUUCCAGGAGUGACAAUGCAUUUACUAAUUUGAUGAAUAGGAGAAGAUAUGAACCCAGUGGCCUUGAAGGAAUAUAUUUCAUGUUUGAUUUAAGGGUAUUCUACUCUACUAACUGUGAGGAUGUCUCAGUGUAUACAGUUGAUGCAACAAAUAAGGUUGAAAGCAGAUUUGGUCAUAAACAAAUAAGAGUUAUUUGUGCGUAAUGAGAGUUAUUUACAGUGAAGGGAUGCCUUAUAGACUAAUGGGUUUCACAAUAAUGAAGUAACCAAGUGCCCUAUUUACCAUGUAUUUAUUUAUACAUAAAUAUAUAUUUUUCUUGUUCUGGAAGUACUCUAUAAUUGAUUCUGCUAAUUGACAUUAGGAGAGUAUGUUAUUAACCCUUUGGGAGAGGGGUUGUCCUCUUGCUUCACGCAGUUAAAGUGCAGGGGACCUGAACUUGGAUCUGUACAGGCAGGCAGAAAGAGAUGACAGUGUUGUUGUGUUAGUUUUAUACAGGCAAUUAGGGUUCCUCCUCAAUGCAUCCGUUAGCACAUGGCUUUGGACAGACACAUAGUUCAUGUAUUCAGGCAGUUACCUCUGACUGGAGCUAAUGUCUAUUGACUUGUCCGGUUUUGUUUUUCUCUCCUGACAUUCCUAUAAGUAUUAAUAAAAAGAAAGAGAAGACUUUUAUGUAAUUGGACAAUAUAUAUUUUUUUAAAUCAAUGUCUUCUUUUUACAACUUGGGUAGAGUGAUCUGUUAAUUUAAGAUUGUUCUUUAAUAUAUGAUCAUUUUACAAUGUUCUUCUUAUUGCGAACUGUCAAAUUAUUUGAAAUUAUUUAAAUAUCUUAGGGACAACUCACCUGCCACAAAUCCUGUAUAAAAGUGUUAAACAUAUUUGAUGUCAUUUAAUUUACUGUCUGUAUGCAUUCAGCUCCAAAUCAGCGUUUCAUUUAUGCAAUAACUAUUCUCCCAAAUACCUGCCUUUCUGUUCUAGAACACAGAGCAACAAAAUGACAGAAGGAUUGGAAGUGAUGAUGUUGUUGAUGAUGACAUGUAAUAAAGUCAUCAUGUAACUUUGUGUUCACUACUGCCUAAACACACCAUACCGUAUAGUCUGUCCUGUACAGUGUAUGUCCCUGUGAUUAAAAAACAUCCACUGCCUCCAUCAGU
Messenger RNA from Oncorhynchus masou masou (cherry salmon), 6120 nucleotides. It is a transcript of the gene sorbs2b, whose product is annotated as sorbin and SH3 domain containing 2b. Gene Ontology annotation, cellular component: plasma membrane. The coding region runs from base 79 to 4842 and encodes 1587 amino acids. The record is from RefSeq and is a predicted model, not a curated record. NCBI's taxonomy places the organism in Eukaryota, Metazoa, Chordata, Actinopteri, Salmoniformes, Salmonidae. Gene Ontology annotation, molecular function: protein binding. The transcript has 19 exons.